Molecule: messenger RNA, 675 nt
Organism: Maylandia zebra (zebra mbuna)
Lineage: Eukaryota; Metazoa; Chordata; Actinopteri; Cichliformes; Cichlidae
Product: ATP-dependent RNA helicase DDX54-like
Cellular component (GO): nucleus
Molecular function (GO): ATP binding; RNA helicase activity; RNA binding
Source: RefSeq, a predicted model, not a curated record
UUUAUAAGAGGGAACAUUAUUUAAAGAAUAUGUAUUUAAUUGGAAAACUCUCUAUUCGUCUAAAGGCUAUAACAAGAAAGGGGGUGUUUUCAGAGGUGGUAGGUGGUAAAAGAAGAGGUCAGCAGGAAGAUGGCGAAGAGCGACCAAAGACCAAGAAAAAGAGGCAGUCAGGCAAAGAUGAAGAGUAUUAUAUCCCUUACAGACCUAAAGACUUUGACUCUGAGAGAGGGUUGAGUCUCGGUGGAGAGGGCAGUGCUUUUGAACAGCAGGCCUCUUCAGCUGUCCUUGAUCUCAUGGGAGAUGAAGGCGAUCGCCUUAACCAGCAGAAGAAAAUGAUGAAAUGGGACCGUAAGAGGAAGCGUUUUGUGAGAGAAACGGGAAAAGAAGACCAGAAGAAGAAGAUCAAAACAGACAGCGGUCAGGUUAUCAGUAACAAGAAGAACAGGAAGAACUUUUAUGAGGAGUGAAGGAAAAAAUACAAGAUUGAUGAUACAGGAUCUGGAUCAGAUGGAGAAACAGGCGGAGGAGGCAGAAAGCCAGCAAGAGGUCGUGGCCGUGGCCGACGAGGUCCAAACGUACAGAGCUCCGGUGACCACAAAGCACGCUCGGAGCUGAAAACAAAGGAUCAGAUCAUGAAGCAGCGCAAGAAAAAGCAGAAGCACCAGUUCCUGCAGG